AAAUUUAGUUGAUACUUGUACUUAAAGAAGAUAGGAGAGAAAAUGGCGGUAUCUCCAGAACAAGAACACCCCAAGAAGGCCUUUGGAUGGGCUGCCAGAGAUUCAUCUGGUGUUCUCUCUCCCUUCAGAUUCUCCAGAAGGGCAACAGGAGAGAACGACGUGACGUUCAAAGUAUUAUACUGUGGGAUAUGCCAUACAGACCUUCACAUGGUCAAGAAUGAAUGGGGUCUUUCUACGUAUCCUCUAAUUCCCGGGCAUGAGAUUGUUGGUGUAGUGACACAGGUGGGGAGCAAAGUAGAGAAACUUAAAGUUGGAGACCAUGUUGGUGUCGGAUAUAUGAUCGGAGCUUGCCAAUCAUGUGACAGUUGUUCCAACAAUGCUGAGAAUUACUGCCCCGAAAUGAUACCCACCUCCGGAGCCAAGUACCACGAUGGAACCACAACAUAUGGAGGUUACUCCGACAUCAUGGUGGCGAAUGAGCACUUCGUAGUGCGUGUUCCCGACAACCUGCCUCUUCACGGUGCUGCUCCUCUCCUAUGUGCUGGGGUUACAACUUACAGCCCCUUGAGGUAUUUCGGACUUGACAAACCCGGCAUGCAUGUGGGUGUGGUAGGCGUCGGCGGUCUGGGCCACGUGGCCGUGAAGUUUGCAAAGGCUAUGGGGGUUAAGGUCACAGUGAUCAGUACCUCCCCCAAUAAGAAAGCGGAAGCCAUUGAAAACCUCGGUGCUGAUUCAUUUUUGGUCAGCCGCGACGAUGGGCCAAUGAAGGCUGCCAUGGGCACAAUGGAUGGUAUCAUUGACACAGUUUCUGCUGUCCACCCUCUCUUGCCUUUGAUUGGUUUAUUGAAGAAUAAUGGAAAGCUUGUUUUGGUUGGAGCACCAGAGAAGCCUCUUGAGCUACCUGUUUUUCCUUUGCUCAUGGGAAGGAAGAUAAUGGCUGGUAGUGUUGUUGGAGGUAUGAAGGAAACCCAAGAGAUGAUUGAUUUUGCAGGUAAACACAACAUAACAGCAAACGUCGAAGUUAUCCCAGUUGAUUAUGUGAACACAGCUAUGGAGCGUCUCAUCAAAACAGAUGUUAAAUACCGUUUUGUCAUUGACAUUGCAAACACAUUGAAGUCAAGCUCUUAAAUUUUACAUCCCAAAGUUACUCAUCUUGGCAAAAUAAGAUUAUAUAUACCAAAUUCAAUUUAGUUGUUUCAGCGAUGUUGUCUACCGUAUGGUGAAAAUUAUACAUUUUCAU
Messenger RNA from Prunus persica (peach), 1240 nucleotides. Its product is annotated as probable mannitol dehydrogenase. The coding region runs from base 43 to 1128 and encodes 361 amino acids. The record is from RefSeq and is a predicted model, not a curated record. The transcript is spliced from 5 exons. Gene Ontology annotation, biological process: lignin biosynthetic process. Gene Ontology annotation, molecular function: cinnamyl-alcohol dehydrogenase activity; zinc ion binding. Lineage: Eukaryota; Viridiplantae; Streptophyta; Magnoliopsida; Rosales; Rosaceae.